GGCAGUUUGGAGGAGGGAGUAAGAAGUUAGGCAGGAGGAGGCACUAUUAAUGGAUCUGUGAACUUGUACGCUAUUUUAGUGUGGUCCUUGGAAGACAGCACAACGUGGAUCUGUACUCUGAAAUGCAGUAAUUUUGAUGUUUGACUUUGUCUUCCUUCUUGGAAGAGAAGAUACUAUUAACUCAGUGUCAAAGCCAAGAUAUAGACUCCAUCUCUUCUCUUCAAAAAGCUUCACGUGGGGACAUGGAAGCCAUCGCCAAGUUUGACUUCACCGCCUCAGGCGAGGACGAACUGAGCUUUCACACUGGAGACGUUCUGAAGAUCUUAAGUAACCAAGAGGAGUGGUUCAAGGCGGAGCUUGGGAGCCAAGAAGGAUAUGUGCCCAAGAAUUUUAUAGACAUCCAGUUUCCUGAAUGGUUUCAUGAAGGUCUCUCACGACACCAGGCAGAGAACCUACUUAUGGGCAAGGAGAUUGGUUUCUUCAUCAUCCGGGCCAGCCAGAGCUCCCCAGGGGACUUCUCCAUCUCCGUCAGGCAUGAAGAUGACGUUCAGCACUUCAAGGUCAUGAGAGACAACAAGGGUAAUUACUUCCUAUGGACAGAGAAGUUUCCAUCUCUAAAUAAGCUGGUGGACUACUACAGGACGACUUCCAUCUCCAAACAGAAGCAGAUCUUUCUGAGGGAUAGAACCCGAGAGGAUCAGGGUCACCGGGGCAACAGCCUGGACCGGAGGCCCCAGGGAGGCCCGCACCUCAGUGGGGCUGUGGGAGAAGAAAUGCGGCCUUCCAUGAUCCGGAAGCUGUCGGACCACCCGGCACCGCCUCCCUCGCAGUACCCCCCGGCACCCCCAGCCCAGCAGCACCGCUAUCUGCAGCACGCCCACUUCCACCAGGACCGCAGAGGAGGCAGCCUUGACAUAAACGAUGGGCACUGUGGCAUGGGCGUGGGCAGCGAAAUGAACGCCGCCCUCAUGCACCGGAGACACACGGACCCUGUGCAGCUCCAAGUGGCCGGGCGAGUGCGGUGGGCCCGGGCGCUCUACGACUUCGAGGCCCUCGAGGACGACGAGCUGGGCUUCCGCUGCGGAGAGGUGGUCGAGGUCCUGGACAGCUCCAACGCGUCGUGGUGGACCGGCCGCCUGCACAACAAACUGGGCCUCUUCCCCGCCAACUACGUGGCACCCAUGAUCCGAUGAGGCCCUUCCCGGGGCGUCAGAGGCUGUCAUCGGAAGCUGCCUGCGGGAGAGGGGCAAGAAAGAGAAGCCGGGACUAUCUACACAUCCGCACACGGGUGCGCGCACACGCACACACCUCUGCCUGUGUGCGCGCGCAUUUUAUAGUAGUAAUUUAUUGGCGAUUUCAUUGGUUACUUAGCUGAUAUGAAAGGAAGUCAGGCGAAGAAUUAGAUUCAUACUUGUUUUUCUGCUCCCCUCAGUGGUGCGUGGAAGGCGGUGGGAAAGCUGGAGGGUGGGGGGCGGGGACAGGAGACUCCCAGUUCUUCCCGUCCUUCAGACGGCCCUGCUUCCUCCUGGCCUUGGCAAUGUUCGCUGAGAGCAGCGGAGCGGAGAUCCACACCCGGGGUUGUCCCGAAACAACAGGGUAGGGCGGGUCGGCGGGCCUGUUUCCGCUUACCUCCCAGCCCUGCUCACCUCCAGGGUUUGCAAGGCAGCUUCCCUCCCAUUCUACAAGGGUGGGCUCAGCUGGGUUGAGAACAAAGGUACGGCCCCACGGGGCUGAGCUGGGA
This is a messenger RNA of Enhydra lutris kenyoni (northern sea otter), 1741 nucleotides long. RefSeq names its product GRB2-related adaptor protein 2 (gene GRAP2). The record is from RefSeq and is a predicted model, not a curated record. Lineage: Eukaryota; Metazoa; Chordata; Mammalia; Carnivora; Mustelidae. Bases 243 to 1193 code for a protein of 316 amino acids. The transcript is spliced from 8 exons. Gene Ontology annotation, molecular function: protein binding.